AUGGAGAACAACAGCACAGCCAACAAACCCUCAAAGGACCAAAAUUUCAGCAAGACUGCUACUUUCCCGCUCUUUUCUACCUCUACCACAAGUUUUCAUUUUACGAUUCCAGACAUUGAAAGCCAACUUCUUGCCGUAAAGACACUCGGCGUCAGUGAAAGGAAUUUUAUUACCAGCAAUAAACGGGAGCGAUGGCGACAACAGAAUGUCAACAUGGCAUUUUCCGAACUAAGAAAACUCCUCCCGACUUACCCAGUGGAUAAAAAGCUCUCCAAGGUGGACAUUUUAAGAACAAGUAUCAAGUACAUUCGAUUUUUGGACAGUGUAUUAAAAGAAAUGGACCGAGAAGAUAAAGACAAAGAAGGACACAAGAAUGAAGAAGUGAAAUGCCGACCUUGUGAAAACAGAGAAGGAAUAAGCUUUAGCGAAGAUAAACACAAGCCUUCUUGCUGUUUCCACAACUUAGAGAGAUCUUGA
Stylophora pistillata is the source of this 477-nucleotide messenger RNA. RefSeq names its product T-cell acute lymphocytic leukemia protein 1-like. NCBI's taxonomy places the organism in Eukaryota, Metazoa, Cnidaria, Anthozoa, Scleractinia, Pocilloporidae. The record is from RefSeq and is a predicted model, not a curated record.